ACUUCCCCACCGUGUCUCUCUCUCUCUCUCUCUCUGCGCAGACAAAGAAACUUUGGAGAUGCUCUAAACACAUGUCUACAGAAGAUAAGACGUGAAUAUUUUCUCCGGAAAUUUUCAUUUUUUCGUUCAUUUCUAUAGAUUCUGAUCCCUGCAAAAAAAAGAAAAAAAGAAAUGGGAAGCAAAUGGCGAAAAGCAAAGCUAGCUUUGGGUCUAAACUUGUGUCUUUACGUUCCCAAAACGGCCGAAGAGUCUUCAUCGCUGGCAAGGAGAUCCAACGACGCCGUUUCGCUUUCUCCGGUAACUGUUCCAAGGCCCACGACGCCUACUCCGUCCUCCUCUGGUCUCCGAUUGCCUAGGUCCAUUAGCAUAUCCUCAUCAAAGAAAACAUGUGCUAUCUGCUUGACGGCGAUGAAAGCAGGACAAGGUCACGCAAUCUUCACAGCAGAAUGCUCUCACUCGUUUCAUUUCCACUGCAUCACCACCAACGUUCAACACGGGAACCAGAUUUGUCCCGUUUGCCGAGCUAAAUGGAACGAAGUCCCUCUUCAGAGCCCUAAUGCUAAUGCUAAUAAGUCUAAACCGAUAGUACUUAGACCAAGAGAUGAUGCGUGGAUGACAAUACCACCACGCAGGUCGUCUCAGAACCAAUCUUCUCCGCGUCCCGACCGUCUAAUAAGACCUGUCUCCACGAUCUUUAACAACGAGCCUGCUGUUUUCAAUGACGACGAGGCUCUGGAGCUUCAAGACCUUCCUUCCGAAUCAUCCAAUGGCGUCUCCGGGAAGCUGGAAGUUAAAACGUAUCCAGAGAUCUCAGAAGUGGUGAGAUCCGUUUCGUUCAAGGACUUCGCCGUGCUGAUCAACCUAAAAGCUCCUCCUGUCUCAUCCUCCUCUUCUUCUGCUUCCCGUGCCCCUGUUGAUCUAGUCACGGUUCUUGACGUGAGCGGAAGCAUGGCGGGAACGAAACUAGCUUUGCUGAAACGAGCCAUGGGGUUCGUGAUUCAGAAUCUCGGACCUUUCGACCGUCUCUCAGUCAUCUCCUUCUCCUCCACGGCACGCCGUAACUUCCCUCUCCGUCUCAUGACGGAGACAGGUAAGCAAGAGGCGUUACAAGCUGUUAACUCUUUAGUCUCAAACGGUGGGACUAACAUAGCUGAGGGUUUAAAGAAAGGCGCGAGGGUUUUAGCCGACCGUAGAUUCAAGAACUCAGUAUCGAGCAUCGUCCUCUUAUCCGAUGGUCAAGAUACAUACACCAUGACUACUAGUCCCACUGGCUCUAAGUCUAAUAACACCAAAGGAAGUACUGAUUACAAAACCUUGCUUCCUAAAGAAGUAAACCGGAUCCCGGUUCACGCGUUUGGUUUCGGUGCUGACCACGACGCUUCCUUGAUGCAUUCCAUCGCUGAAAACUCGGGAGGGACGUUUUCUUUCAUAGAGUCCGAGACGGUUAUACAAGACGCGUUUGCGCAGUGCAUUGGUGGUCUUCUUAGCGUCAUGGUUCAAGAGCUUUGCGUCAAGAUCGAGUGUGUUCAUCCCUUAAAGAUUGGUUCGGUUAAAGCUGGGAGUUACCGGUUCGAUUCGAGAACCGGUUCGAUUGAAGUGGGUGAUCUUUAUGCAGAGGAAGAGAGGAACUUCUUGGUGGAUCUUGAUGUUCCUAUUAUAGAUGGCGUUUUGGAAUUGGAUACAAUGUCGUUGCUCAAGGUUGGAUGCGUUUACAGAGAUCCGGUGACGAAAGAGACGGUUGAUAUGAGUUCUUCCGGCGAAGUAGUGAAGAUUCUAAGACCGGUUGUGAUGUUGUCGGAACGAAAACCUGUGGUGUCUAUCGAAGUUGAUAGACAGAAAAUUAGGUUACGUGCGGCGGAAGCAAUCUCCGAAGCUAGGGUUUUAGCUGAGCGGGGUGAGUUAACCGAAGCUGUUUCGGUUCUAGAGACUUGUCGUGGGGUUUUGUCGGAGACUGUGUCGGGAAGAGCGGGAGAUCCGUUGUGUGUGUCGCUUUGCGCGGAGCUGAAGGAGAUGCAGGAGAGGAUGGCGAGCCGUCAGGUGUACGAGAGUUCUGGUAGGGCUUACGUUCUCGCGGGGCUGAGCUCGCACUCGUGGCAGAGAGCCACGGCGAGAGGGGACAUGAGUGAUAGUACGACGAUUAGUUACCAGACGCAGUCGAUGGUGGAUAUGGUGAAUCUUUCUCAGACCAUGACGUUCGGAUGCCCUCCUAGAGCAAACUCUAGUUCGAAUAAUCCUAAUCCAAAACCUUCGGCUCAGAGGAAGCUCCGGCAGGCUCUCACUUUCCCGGCGAGGCCAAGGCCUAGGUGAUUGAUUGGUGGAAGCUAUUUGAUGACGUUAUGCAUUUUUCAUAUUCUCUUGGUUUUUUUUUUUCUUAUGACGAUUUGUUUUGCAAUUUGGGAGGGGUAGUUUAAGUUUAGUUUUUCAAUUUUGGGGGUAUAAGUUGAAUGAUUAGCUUCUGGUGGGGUUGGAACAAAAAAUGAAAAAGAAUAUGGUACAAUUGUGGAAUCGGUGGUUAUAUAUAAGGUAAUUACAUUGGCAUUUUUAGCAA
Messenger RNA from Raphanus sativus (radish), 2548 nucleotides. RefSeq names its product E3 ubiquitin-protein ligase WAV3. The record is from RefSeq and is a predicted model, not a curated record. The coding region runs from base 172 to 2307 and encodes 711 amino acids. Lineage: Eukaryota; Viridiplantae; Streptophyta; Magnoliopsida; Brassicales; Brassicaceae. The transcript is spliced from 2 exons.